AUGAGAGAUGUUGUCAAGCUGGAAGAGGUGCAGCGAAGAUUUCUGAAGAUGUUGCCAGGACUAGAGGGUCUGAUCUAUAAUUGCAGAGGGUUCAAGGCCCCGACCAUGGAAAACUUGGCUUUGCGGGGAACGCCAACACAAUCCGGCACGCAUGGAGGAGGAAAAGCUAGCAAUGCCAUUGACGGCCACAAUAGCUGGAACGCGGAAGGGGGGUUCUGUACCCACACAGGUAACAGUGCUAAUCCGUGGUGGAGGAUUGAUCUGGGCGGAAACAAUGUCAUAUCUUCAGUGAGAAUCAGCAACAGGUUGGACUGCUGCCAGCAAAGGAUCCUGGGAGCAGAGGUCCGCAUUGGGAACUCGCUGGAGGAUGACGGGAACUCCAACAGACUGUGAGUAUUACGCGGCAACACUGGCUUCAUUUCCUCUUUGCCCACUGGUCUUGUGGCGAUUCCAUGCCCGGUU
This is a messenger RNA of Leucoraja erinaceus (little skate), 462 nucleotides long. Its product is annotated as fucolectin-5-like. Bases 1 to 393 code for a protein of 130 amino acids. The transcript has 3 exons. The record is from RefSeq and is a predicted model, not a curated record. NCBI's taxonomy places the organism in Eukaryota, Metazoa, Chordata, Chondrichthyes, Rajiformes, Rajidae.